Molecule: messenger RNA, 234 nt
Organism: Hydatigera taeniaeformis
Lineage: Eukaryota; Metazoa; Platyhelminthes; Cestoda; Cyclophyllidea; Taeniidae
Source: the annotation of a GenBank genome assembly
AUGUCGGUGCUGGGGUCGGCAAUGCAGUCAACGCUGACAGACGUGGCGAUGGAGUGGGAUGUGAAGGUGAAUGGGAAGGCUGCAGACAUCCUUACUAUCCCCUCACAGCUGCCACCGCUCUUCUCGGGUGUGUUUAUGACAGCGUUUGGUCUCAUCCAAGCAGGUGAGUGGUUGUUUUUUAAUCGCUGCGUAUCUGUAAUGCCAAAGCAUGUGGUGGGGGAAUUUGGAGGGUAA